GAGAAGGAAAACUGCAGCUCCGAUCAAGCGGGCACACCACGAUCUGUAGAAGAAUACCUUCAGCAGGAAGGAUUACGCAGAGUACCGGUUCCGGCGGAUGGCCACUGCUUACUGCAUGCUUGGCAUAGUGUAAGUGAUCAGAAAAACUUAAAAACCUAGGGAAAAAAUUUAAAGCUAAACUAGAGAAGAACAUAUAUCUUAUGGCUGGAUUGCAAACCAUUAUGGUUCUUGUGCAAACUUAUGCCAACGCUAAUGUAAGUUUAAGGGAAUGCACAUAGUUUCAAGAGAGGUUAAUAUAGAGAAUAACCAAAAAAAGAUUUUUUUUCUCGUUCUACCAAACAUUCAGUAUGUAAAUUCGUCUUGUUGUCUCGUAAACUCUUCAUUUUGCUCGUGCAUUCAGUUAGUUUUUUGCUCUUGAAGCUAGCUACGGUCCCCAAAAAGUAACAAAAGCCUUAUUCAUCGGCUUCCCUAGGGCAAAUGGACCCCCGUCUGAUCCUGGGUUCCCUGAUCCUGGGAUACGUGGAGACUUUGCCCAGGGGCAUCGCAACAAAUUGGACUCGAACUCUCUGAUAAGUGUGGGCUUUGCUUCCGGUGCCUGUUUUGUAAAUGAUUUCAUACAUUAAAUUUGAGCUUGCGACUACAUAUUUUUAUAUCGUUCAUAAAAUCCCUUCCCCAACCAAGCCCCCAGCCCUGCAUCCAUCCACCCCCAGCCCUCCCCGAUCUUAUCCCCGUUCUCGUUUGAACCUCGUCCCCAGGUCCCCAGGGCGCUUUUCCCAAGGAAAAGCGCCCUGGGGACGAGGUUGGUCUCGUUUUUAUGCAGCAGGCGCGGCAACCUACAGUAGUUUUACUGAAGAUUGAAUGAAAUUCAAAAAAACAUCUGUUUCUUCUUGGUCCUUAACAUUUCUUGGUUUUGAUCAACGUUGAGGAGGUUAGAAGGUUGGUUAGACUAACUGAGGAAGAAGUAUUUUGUCAUACCCAGUCUCAUUCAGAAAUUGUUAAAUAAUUUAAGACAUGUAAAUUACGUUUUACCGGUAUAAAUAGGCUAAAUAUUUUGAAAUAUUAAUUUUGUGAAUAAGCCUCGUCUUUUAUGAGGCCAAGUAUGAUCUGAAUAAUUUAUGCAGAUUGAGGAUGACAGUAACUUAUGUUGAGGUUAAGUUCACCUUUCACUUUGACCUGAGAACAGGGGACUCAAUGACUUUUAUUUGCACGCAAAAUGUUGCUCAUACACAUUUACCUAGACUUGCUGCAAGUAGACUAUGAGUAGUCCCUCAUUGUUCCUCAGGGACAUGUGAAAAUCACCCAAUGUGAGAAUUGCCUGCUCUUUCACCGCCGCAUCUCGCUUUUCUCGCAUGGGAUGAUUUUCACGUGUGUUCACGUUUUGUUUGUUCUACUGUCCCUGGGGAAAAAUGAGGGACUAGUCCUAUUCUAUGUCACAAGUCAACCUCACAAGUUUCCUGGUGAGUGGCGGACAAAAGACUUUUUUCAAGGUAAUUAAUGUAAGUUGAUGCAUUAAUGUUUCUCCUUCAGGCCAUGCAGGAGGAGGGCAUUAACACGUACGAGAGCUACCGAGAUCUUCUUUCUGCUCUGAUGCGUGAGUUUACUGAACAUGAAAGCUUCUAUUCUCCGUUCAUGCUUGAGGGCUGGCAAAUCCAACUGGUCAAAUAUUGCGUUUGUGGCGCAUUUAACAGUGAAAUUGGAGACUUAGUUAUCUACGGGUUAUCAAACCUUACAGGUCUUCCGUGCAAAGUGGUUACAGAAGGUUGUAAUAAAGUUCCUUACAUUCAUGUUGUGACUCCAGACAGAUUAAAUAAGACAGAUGUUCAUGAUGGCAGUUUACUCUUGUUGCUGGCGAGCCUUCACUACGAGCCGCUGGUUAAAAUGGUAAGUGAUUCAUUUGAGUUAACUGAACAUGAAAGGCUCUAUUAGAUACACCCAAGAGUUAGAAACUGAAGCCAUCUGUAUCUUUAUGGGGCACAUUUUCAAGGCAAAGAUAAGGUCCACGUGUUAAUGAACUUGGUUUUAUAGUAUUUUUCUCUGUCUGUCAGUAAAUGUUUCCUUUUCAAACUAAGUACAUGAGGGAACAUAGAUGUUAAAGUAACUGAGGCAAAAAAUGAUAACAAACUUGAAAUCCCUUUCCACUUGGAGGUUGGACACUGACGCUUUUACUAUAAUCCCAAGGGACUCACUUUUACCCUCACAUUAAUUUCUGAGGGUAUUUUUAUUUUUCUCUUUUAUUUCUUUUAGGAACAGCAGCAAAGUGACGAGGAGAAAGGAGAAGUUUUUGGAUGCAAAAGACAGGAAGUGCACCAAAACAAGGGAAGUGAUGGCCAUGAAGUGCACCAAAACACCGACAGUGAUGGCCAUGAAGUGCACCAAAACACCGACAGUGAUGGCCAUGAAGUGCACCAAAACAAUGGCGGUGAUGGCCAAGAAGUGCACCAAACCAACAACAGUGAUGGCCAGAAAGUGCACCAAAACAAUGACAGUGAUGGCCAAAAAGUGCACCAAAACAAUGACAGUGAUGGCCAAAAAGUGCACCAAAACAAAGACAGUGAUGGCCCAAAAGUGCACCAAAACAAUGACAGUGAUGGCCAAAAAGUGCACCAAAACAAUGACAGUGAUGGCCAAAAAGUGCACCAAAACAAAGACAGUGAUGGCCCAGAAGUGCACCAAAACAAUGACAAUGAUGGCCAAAAAGUGCACCAAAACAAUGACAGUGAUGGCCAAAAAGUGCACCAAAACACCGACAGUGAUGGCCAUGAAGUGCACCAAAACACCGACAGUGAUGGCCAUGAAGUGCACCAAAACAAUGACAGUGAUGGCCAAAAAGUGCACCAAAACAAUGACAGUGAUGGCCAAAAAGUGCACCAAAACACCGACAGUGAUGGCCAUGAAGUGCACCAAAACACCAACAGUGAUGGCCAUGAAGUGCACCAA
Messenger RNA from Porites lobata, 2937 nucleotides. NCBI's taxonomy places the organism in Eukaryota, Metazoa, Cnidaria, Anthozoa, Scleractinia, Poritidae. The record is from the annotation of a GenBank genome assembly.